UAUUAUUCCUUGUUUCUAUGUGGAAUCUUCUGAGCAAGUGCAGUAAUGGCAGUACAAUAUAACUACAAGUUUGCAGGACUAGUAGGGAACCCAACUAUAUUUCAAGAAGAUGACUCAAGUCCAGACGCUCCAAAAUUCUUGAUAAAUAAUAGUGCCAAGCCUACAGUAACCAAGCAGGGCGUUUUGUUCCCUUCUGGGACGAGCCUGAUUCAUGAUAAACCAUUUGAGGCGCCUCAUGGGCAAUUCUCCUUCCAAUAUUGGGCCUAUUUCUUUACCUCUGAUAGAGUGAUGAUUUUUCAAGGAGCAGUUAAAGAUACUGGGACGAUUGAAGGAUUCGAAUUUGAUUCAUUUCCAGGAAUGACUGGCCUCAAGGCAUAUUCCUUAUACAAAACAGUCGGGAACUCUCAAGAAUCUUUUUUAGAAGGAUGGAAUAGGCUGAGAUGAAGUAACAACGGUGGAUUCCUAAAUUCAAAGUUGUACAAUAAAGCUAUUGGAGAAGUGGAUGCUACAACUUACUCUCAUACUAUGAAUCUGAACGCUGGGUACAAAUUAGGGUCUCUUACCCCAACUUCGAACCACUUUCUUAUACAUAGUUUUACUUUUACAGAUGAUACAUCUUUAGUAGCAUUAGAUUCAUCUGCUUUAUACCAAAAUACAUUAAAUACCUGUGGAGACGGAAUUGUCCAGCCUACAAAUCUAGAACAAUGAGAUGACGGUAAUUUUGACGUUGAAGAUGGAUGCAAUGACCACUGUUUCUUGGAGGUUGGUUCAUGAACCCAAAAUCCCUCGACAUGCUUUACCCAAUGAGGAGAUGGCAUCAAAGAUACCUUUGAAGAAUGCGAUGAUGGAAAUGAGAUUAAUUCUGAUGGCUGAGACUCUAACUGAAAUCUAGAAGACUAUUGGACAUGUAUACAGCCUAGCCUAUCACAACCAACUGAGUGAACUGAAGACUGCGGUGAUGGUAGAAGAUUCAACACCUUGCAAUCAUACUGAGAUGAUGGUAAUAAAACCCCAGAUGAUGGUUGCUCUGAUACCUGCUCAACAGAAGCAGGCUAUAAAUGUCAAGGAGGAGAUUCCACAACUCCAGACACGUGAGCCCCGAUCUGAGGAGAUGGCCUCAAGAUUCCCACAGAGACUUGAGAUGACAAUAAUACUAAUUCAGAUGAUGGCUGAAGUAAUAAUUGUCAGAGAGAAGAUGGAUGGACCUGAACUGGAGGGUCCCCCACCCAAAAAGAUAUUUGCCACCCUAUUUGAGGUGAUGGAAAAAUUGAAGGAAAUGAAGAAUGAGACGAUGGCAAUUUGGAUCCAAGAGACGGAUGAAGUAGUACUUGAAAUGUAGAACAAGGUUGGAACUGUAUAUUAGAGACCCAAUCUACUAAGAGUCAAUGCCAACCAAAAUGCGAUGCUGAGCAUUGUGAGAUUUGCGAGAUUCAAAACAGUACGAAAUGAUACACUUGAGAUCAAGGAUAUACUAUUAGCAAAGAUUUUAAGUGAAAGAAUUCUGAGGGAUCUGAAUAUGUUCAAACAAUGACAAAUAGUAUGACAGCUCUUCUUGGAAUAGGUACAGCAAUCAGUCUAUGUGUAUCGAUUCUUAAUCUAUCAGCACCAAUGACUCUUUGGGCAAUGGCAAACCAGAUGCAAUUAAUGCUUAUUUUGUUACUCACUCAGAGUUCUCUUCCUGAUGAUAUUGUUGGAUUAAUCACCAAUAACGAUAUUUUCUCUUUCAAUUUAAAAUUCCUUCAAAUCAAAUCAAACAAGAUCUCCCAUAUUCCUUUAACAUGGUUGAAUAAAGUUCAAACUGAUCCAGCUCUUGUAAAAUUUGGACUGGAAUCAGGGAGUUGAUUUAGCAACAACUUUAGCCUGAUUCUAACAUUCUGAGUCUUUUCAAUCCUGCAUUUAUUACUGCUAAUCUGCCCGAGAGAAGUAAAGGAUUCUGGACACCCCUGCAGAAACAAACUAGCUAAGCCAUUUGGGUACUUAUGGAGGAUGCUUACUUUUGGAAUCUACAUAAGACUCUUCUUGGAAGCUUUCCAGUUUAUUUAUAUUUCAUCUCUUAGUGAGCUUUGGGAAAUGAGCAACUCUUCUUAUCAAGACAUUGUGUCUGGGUCUUUUGCCCUAUUUGCACUAGCAUGUUGACUAAUUGUGCUUAUUAUCUCUACUAUCCAAGCCUUGAAACAACAAGAUGAGAAUAGCCAUGGAAAACUUGAAGAAUUUAUCACAGGAUUAAAGCCACUGAAACUAAAGAGACUGUACAUACCUAUAUUGAUCUUAAGGAGAAUUCUCUUCGGUGCCAUUCUUAUUAUCUGUGAAGCAUAUGGACAUACUGUCUUAGUCGGGCCCAUGCUAUUACUCCAAGUAGCAUAUUCUGCUAAUAUUCUGUACCUUAGACCAAUGGAGAGCAAGCUGAAUAACCUUGUAGAAUGAACCAAUGAAAUCUUUUACAUUUUCUUUGUUGCUUUCCUUUUGAAAUUUAACUCUGAACAAAAGUGGGAAGGAUGGCCAACUAGUGUAUACUUAUGGGUCGUACUGGCCAAUUCAGCAGUAAUAUCCGUCCUUAUUCUUGCUGGAGGAGUAUCCGAUUGAGUAAAUAAAAUUAGUACUUGGAAAUGAAAGAAACCAAUGGAUAAGAUGCCAAACCUCCAAAAUCCAUCAGUCAUUAAGAGAACUCCUAAGAGAUUUGUGGACCAAAACCUAGAUGCCAGUGAAAUCUCUGUGAGUAAACCCUUUAGUCAAGUUACUACUAAGCAUAUGCGAAGAAAUGUCCAAGGCCAGUCUCUCAACCAAGCUGUUGCAGGUCGGAUCAGGAAUAAAGGAAGGGUCAUGCCUAUCCUAGAGGGACUAGAUGCGUAAAAUUAGACAUAAACAUAAUAUUUG
Messenger RNA from Moneuplotes crassus, 2874 nucleotides. NCBI's taxonomy places the organism in Eukaryota, Ciliophora, Spirotrichea, Euplotida, Euplotidae. The record is from the annotation of a GenBank genome assembly.